CACUGAUCACCGGAAACGGAAGUGGAAAGCUCAGGGAUUAGUAUGUUUACAACCCCUUGCAUCUUGGAUGCACCCGGCAUCGACCUGCAGUCCAAAUUAGACCCAUGCAAUUAGCAUUUGUUGGUAAAUGCUUAACGGAACAGAACGUGGCAUAUUAUAACGGUCUGUUUAACUUCCUUUGCUGGGGAGGGAAUUGUUAUUGGGGACUAGCUGUGAGAUAUCCUUCGCAGCUUCGGGCCACCCACCAUCUGUGGAAAUGGGACAAGGGAACAGAUGGCGCAUCCAAGCCGGGCUGCAGGGCUGCUGACGCUUAUCGUGUGUGUGCAAAGCUGGAUAUGAGUUUCAGUUAUUAAAAUAUACCCUUGCCGUUGGCUGUUGUACAGAAUCUUUCACUGAAGCCUCAGUGCCAGAGUGACUGCACUAAAAGAGACUGACGAAGGGAAAGGAAGCUGAGAAGCCUUGUAUGCUGACAAAAUUGAUGCACGACGUUUCGACUAUUGGCCCCAACUUAAUCCUUUUUGAAGCGCGUUCAUUUCCAUGAACAAUGGUCGACAACCGUUACGCCACAGCUCUGGUCAUCGCCUGCGUGCUGAGCAUACUGGCUACCGUGUAUCUGUCCGUGGCCAUCGGGACGCAGCACUGGUACCAGUACAGCAGUCCCACCGUGCGCGGAGAGGCCAACGUGUCCGAGCUGCACUCCAUGUACGAGGAGUUCAUGGAUGGAGAGUUUGAUGAGAAAACCUACAGCGACACUCUGUUCCGCCUCAACGGGACUGCGGGCCUCUGGUGGAGGUGUGUGAUCGUUCCUGCCACCGCUCACUGGUACAAGGAACCAGAUGUCAAGAUGGUGCUGGAGUGUCGAAGCUUCACUUUACCAGAGCAGUUUACCCCUAAAUACAAAGAACCAGGAAACCACAACAGUGGCGAAGACAUGCUGCGCACCUAUCUGUGGAGAUGCCAGUUUCUGCUGCCGCUAGUUUCUCUGGGUCUUGUGGUUUUGGCAGGCCUGAUUGGGUUCUGUGCUUGCCUCUGCCGAAGCCUGGCUCCAACACUUGGGAUAGGAGUGCUUCACCUCCUGGCUGGUCUCUGCACUUUAGCCACAGUGUGCUGCUACCUGGCCGGGAUGGACCUUCUCCACAGGGUGUCAAUGCUUCCUGAUAAGGUGGAUGGCUCUCUGGGCUGGUCCCUUUACUUGGCCCUCAUUUCCUCUCCUCUCCACAUGAUGGCCGCUGCGCUGCUGGUGUGGGCGGCACGCAGCCACAGUCAAAACUACUACCGCAUGACCGCCUACCGGGUAGCGUAGUCUGAAACUCAACUCUGGAUCGCAAAGCCUGUUUAGAGUUCAUCCCCCCGCUCUGACACCAAGAUGCAUUUUCAAUUGAUGUCAAAGGAACAAUAUGUAGGUUAAUCUGUGUGGUUUUUUCCCUGAUAGAUUAAAGUGUACAUACACAGAUGACCCUAAAGUAGUCUGCAUUAGUAUAUUUGAUUUUUUUUUACUUAUCUCUCUGGGGGUUAUGGUUUGCAAAGUCAGCCAGAAAGACAUUUAUGUUACAGCAUGCAGUCCAGGUCAGAAUUCUUGGCAUCCUUGAAAUAAAUACACUGUUUCUAGAGUGAAUCCAAACAAACCAAUUCUUUAUAAUCAAAUAUAGUAAUGUAGAAUAUGAACAUAACCCAAUUAUUGGCUCUUUUGUAUUGAUUUCAGUUAGAAUACAUGACCUGAGGUAACCAGUACAAUAAAUCUUUUUUUCUUUUUUUAAAUGAUGAAGCCAAAUCUGUGUUAGAUAAUCAGAAAUUCUUCUGAACUGUGGCAGAAUUUUGCACUUUGGUGCCCCCUAACGAAGGCAAAUUCGGCAUCCAUCUGGCAUCCUGUCUCUUCUCUGAGUGCUUUCCAGUUAAUAAAAGUCAGUCCAAUGCUGACUCUUUGUCUUAUCUCUUGCUCUGUCACUUUCUCCAUUCUUUGCUUGCUCUGAUAAUGUCCUCUUGUGCUUUUUUGCUGAAUCAGCCAUGGGUGGUGCAUGUCCAAAACGACCAGUGUUGAUAUCUAGUUGCUGGCAUGUUAAGAGGUGCCGUAAAGAAAAACACAAGCACAUCAUUUUUAGGUUGGAAACCCAUGUAGUAUUGCUUAAAAAGAAAAAAAAAAUUGGAUUCUUUCAGAACAUGAUGCCACCAAGAAAAAAAGGCAUUUUGUAACUUUUAAUGAGAAAAGAAAAAAAAUGUUCUGACCAUAGUAAAGCAUGGUGGACGUUCUGUCAUGCUGUGGAGUUUUUUCCCACCUCUGGCCCUGGCUAUGUUGAGCAUAUCAAAGGAAUGAUAAAACUAGAAGCUAUUAAGAUAUUUUAGAUUACACUGUGUUAGCUAGUGCCAGAAAGCUAGUUUUUAUGUGAAGGAAUUAGUUCUUUCAGCAAGAUGACAAUGUGAAUUUCACAGCCGACCUUACACAAGAAAACUAAAAAUGGGAAGAUUAACCUUUUUAAAAGGCCUGCAUAGAGCCCUAAAUUGAAGAGAGAUUAUUUCUUCUACUGCAAAAAACAAAAACCUAUGACUGUGGAAGAGAGGUCGAAACUGAAAAUAAGUAUGUGCAGCAAGCUUCUACAAGAAUGGCUUGGCAGCUGUUAUCCUGUGAAAGGUUCUGUAAUCAAAUACCAGUUAGGAUGCCAAUAAUUCUUCAGUAGCUGUUUUAGUAAUUACAGCCAUACAUGUGUGAGGAAUCAGCUGUGUCCCAGUUUCAUUCUGCACAUAGAUUAAGUCAAGUUAAACAAACGUUUGAAUUUUCAUAUAAUUUCUAUAGGUAUGUAGUAAUGAAGUCACUCAGGUAGCUGCAAACAUUAAACAAAAGUUGCAGUCAUGGCAGUACAAAACAAACUUGUUUGGAAGUUAAAAUUAAAACAAAUGUUUUCAGCUAACUGUGGUUAGAUAAGAAAGAGGUCAACAUGUCAGUGUAUCAUCACCCAUUUGUAAUGACACAUUGAAAAACAGGUUUUCUGUGCAGUUUACGGCAUUUAAUCUGUCAUAUCUGAUUACAGAAAUGUUGCUUCUUCGUCGUUGUUGUUUGUACGGUGUUUUUAUAAAAGUAGUUGUACACAAUGUAAUUUGAUCCAAACUGUAAUGGGCUAACAACUGAGUUAAGCAUUUUAAAAAUUAUAAGCAAACAUUCAGAUUUUUGUUUAUUAUUAUAAUAAUUAUUAUUACUACUCAAUCCAACAUAAAAGGCAAACAACUCUUAAAAAACUGAAUUAAAACAAAGUUUUUAAACUGCUAUUUAACAGGAAAGUGUAUUCAAAGUCACAGAUUGCUAUCCAUCAAUAUAAAUGUUGCAUACAAAGCAGCAGUAUAGAUUGGAGUACAUGGUACAUAUUGAAGCUGACUUCUGACUUCUCCUGCUCGACUUUGGAUCGCACCCACAUUUACAGUGGAGUGUGAUGGAUUUUCCCCUUUGUUGGACCUAAAACACUACCUGUCAGUAAUGCACUGCUGUACGAGACACACCCAGAGUUUGUUUGCAGUACAAGACAAAAAACAUUUUCUUUCUAUUUUUGUUAACAGGGGUUUGCUGAUUUGUGCUGCAACUGCUUUGAUGCAGUUAGAUAAUGUGGCACCAAUGAGACUACUGUGUGUUUAUGUUUCUGUGCUUUUGUCUUUUAAAUUGAAGUCAUAUUUAUUUAUUCAUUGCAAUUGUGAAUGUCAGACUCUGCUUAUACUUUUUUGUAUACUGUUUUUUCUACAAUUUUUUCAUCAUUUACUCAACAUAGUUGUGUUUCAAUACUUACUGUUUUCUUGAUCUUAUCCAUUUGUACAAUCUUUUUUUGUGAAUUUGGUUUCCUAUCUGAUGUUUGAUGUCAUUUUAUUUUAUUUAUAUUCGUAUCUGUGUGUUCCAUUUUGUUACUGCCAUUAUAAAAGGUAAAGAAUUCAAAUUCAGCAGGAUUUAAGGGAAACAGCUUUUCUCUUCUUGCCAUGAUGAAUGUACUUUAAAAGUCGUAUUAUGAUAAGCUACAGUAUUCCUUUGCACUUAAUGAUUUUGAACAUAUCCUGAAUAUUGCUGUAGUGAUCAGUAGGGAAUUUCUAUUUUUCGAAAAUGUAAAUAACUAGGUAAUUAAACACAUUUGGGGGGGAAAUAAAGGAAACCACUAUCAACAUUAUUACCCUUUAAACCAUGCUGUAUGUUAAAAGAUUAGCACCGCCUCCUUAAGUUUCAUAUUAUCCAUGGACAUCUGUGAAUGAUGCUGUACAUGUAGUUUUAUAACUCUUAUGAGGAAUCGGACAUGAGAAGCUAUUCUAUCCCUGAAUGCUUUGUAAUGUGUGACAUUUGUGAGCUGAAACAGUUCAUUAUUGUACAUGUAGAAAUUGUGUGUGAGUGUAUGCAAGCACACAAGUGCUGUCAUUUCAAUAAAAUCAUUCUUAGAAAUGUA
Messenger RNA from Melanotaenia boesemani (Boeseman's rainbowfish), 4406 nucleotides. RefSeq names its product claudin domain-containing protein 1-like. NCBI's taxonomy places the organism in Eukaryota, Metazoa, Chordata, Actinopteri, Atheriniformes, Melanotaeniidae. The coding region runs from base 545 to 1303 and encodes 252 amino acids. The record is from RefSeq and is a predicted model, not a curated record. Gene Ontology annotation, cellular component: membrane. The transcript is spliced from 4 exons.